ACAGUUUUCCUUCAAAAUGUCUCUCAUUCCCACAAAACUGCGCUCCACUUUGCCUGUUUCUAUGGGCAUAUCGAUCUGGUUUGUUUUCUGAUAUUUAAGGACUGUGAGAUAAAUGCCCUUGAUAAUCAAAUGUCCACACCACUAAUGAAGGCUGUACAGAGCUGGGAGACAGAGAUCGUGUCUGUCCUACUUGAUCAUGGAGCAGAUCCCAAUAUCAAAGACUGCAACGGAGAAGCAGUGAUCCACCAUGCAGUGUAUGUAGACAGGCCAGAUAUUGCCAGCAGUCUUCUUGAAUUUGGGGGAAACAUUGAAGAUACUACAAAGGAUGGGUUGACCCCUCUGCUGCUAGCACUCCGAGAAAGAAAACCCCGCAUGGCAGCAUACCUAAUCACACACGGUGCGAAUCUUCACGCAUCUGAUCAAUAUCUAAGAACAACACUCAUGUAUGCUGUUAGAUGGGAUUGUGAAAAUAUGGUUGAAAUUUUACUGAAGAAAGGUGUUGAUCACCAGUUAAAGGACACAUUUGGAUGGAGUGCUCUUUAUUAUGCCAUUAUGGGGAAACGCAAAACAAAAAUGGUGAUUAUUCAGCACAACUUACUUCUCUGGAGACAACAAAAUACCUUCACAGGAAAUCAGCCUGAAGAUGUCUUUUCUUCAGGGUAAGAUUUUAAGGUCUUUGAAUAUGAAUGUUAACUUAUAAUAAGAAGCAGAAAAAAGAACUAAUGUUUAUUGAAUAUUGUGUUCUUCACUGAUUCCAUCUGAUUUAUUUAGUGUCCAUGAUGCAUUAAUAUAAUCAUACAUUUUAAAGCUUUUAUAUCCUUGUGACUAAGUGUCUUACUACUUUAGUAAACGUCAUCCAGAGAGUUUGAUUAAUUCUAUGAUCCCAUAGGUAACAAGUUGCCAGCUCUUGACUGAACUGUCAGCCUGUGCAUUCUCUUGUUCCUGUGACUACAUUGAGAUGAUCUCAUGUAGAAAACCAGUUUUCCUUAUGUGUCAACUCUGGAUUAGAGUUUUCCUGAGAAACCUGUCUAUAACUCCAUAGUUUUUCUUUUUGAAAGUUGUUCUUAGACACUACAUUGCUAUCAAGAUUGGAGGGGGAACCUCUCUUAAUUGUGUCUGUAGUGCCAUAGGUUUGAAAUGAGCAAGAUGACAGAAGGCUUGGAAUUACAUUAUUGGAAUGGUAGUCCAUGUGCACAUAUACCAUGUUAUGUUGAUACAAUUGAGCAUCUAUAUAAGGGACAUUAUGAACUUAUACUCAGUUUUGUUUUCUCUUCAAACUACUAGACUGCCUGGGUACAGGACGGUUUUUUUUUUCUUGUUUUAUCAAGUCUUUGUUUCCCCAUGACACUAAGCAUUUUGAAAUUUUUUACUGUACAUUUAUUUUUCCUCGUGUUUCUUGACCUAUAGUUUAGAAUUUUUGACUGCCAGGUACUGCUUCUUGUUUUAUUAGAAAAUCUCAUAUCUGAAAAAUUUGUAGUUUUUAAGGAAUUUUGAAAACUAAUAAAAAUAUCCUGAGCACAGAAUGCUAGAUCCAACAUUAUACAUAAACAGUUGCUCUGAGGGAGAAGCCAAAAUUAAAACACAGUAUUCUAUGGAGGUGGAAAUACAAAUGGCCCAAUUUAGAUUCCCAUGCAUUCCUUCACUAAAAGACCAGUCCUUACUGACCAGUAUUUGAUUGAGAAUUUCUGUAGGAAAAUAUGGGAAUGAGUCAAGUGUUCUAAGAAUAGCAUUAAAAGUAGCCUAAUGGUGGAUGAUUUGAAUGACUUUAACAGGGGAAGGGCAAUUUCGAAAGGAAAAUCAUGGAGGCCAAUAGGACUAAGAGUUUAGCCUCGUAAUUAGUUUUUGAAAGACAAUAAAGUUAUUUACAUAGACACAGGAUGGUGAAAAUCAUCUGGGAAUUGAUAGGGUUGAACGUAAUUUGGAAACUAUAUUACCUUUUGUGCUUAAUUGAUAGAAAUGACAAAUAGAUUCUUCUGUUGAAACUUACUUGAGCAACCUGAAGUCUUUAUAGAAAACAGGAAUGUGGUAUCACAGAGGGUGGGCUAGAGAAUGUUCAGAACCAAGGGCUGAAAUGAAAAAUAUCUGUGAUCCUCUGCCACUGCUUCUUUUCCUGUUACCUUUGCCAAAUUCCUGUCCUUUUCAGAUUGGAAUUGCAGAAAAUAAUCAUAGAAUUUUGUAACAUAUCUAGGCUUGGGAUGUGUGUUGCUGACCCUCCUUUUAGCUUAUUUGCCUGAACCAGGGAACUAGCUGUCUUUCAGGUUCUUUGAGCCUGUACUUUCAGGCAUCUGCACCUUCCUGGGAUGAAUAUUGAAAGGCCAGAGAGCAUCACUGAAGACUGCAAAAGAGGGAACGAGGAGUGGUGUCCUAUAUAAGGAAGACAUCUAGAGAACAUAGAGGGAAACAGAGGCAAAAGUCCCAGGGAUCUGCUUUUCCAGAAGUCUCUGCCAUCAACCGAGCACAUAUGAAGGUUUUUAAGUGCUUGGUAGUUUUUGAAUCAGCCUCCACCAGUGUAAUAACUGAAUUAUUACAUUUUAAUGUUUGAACACCCAUGAUAAGAGGAUUUCAAACCUCAAUGUGCACAUUUGUUUGUUCACUUAUAACUUUAAUGUUCAAGGAUUUCACAUCUUUUUCAUGACUUUAUUAGCUGUUUUACAAUGAAUGGAUGUGAUGGUUUCCUUUCGAUGGGUAUUUUCCAUGCUCGAGAAUGAAGGUUGCCAUUUAGUAGUUAUAUAGUUUUGUGCUUUAUUAAUAGAGUAGAAUGAGGACACUAUUGUUUUGCUUUAUUUGGGGCUAUUACCUUUAUUUAAAUUAAUGAUAAAAGGGUAUGUGAGCAAUUAAUUGUAAUUUGCGUGCAAUCAUCAGGACAGUUUUCAAAACAAAUGAUUUUCAGGUUCCACAAAUACAUUGACUGACACUAUUUGAUGUGGAACUAUGUGGAACUCUUUCUUGACAAAUGCAGAGAUUAGGAGAACUGGAGACAGAAAUUAAUAGCUGAACAAAUUUUAUAAAACAGAUGUCUUAUAACAACAGAAACACCAUUUGCUGUUCAAAUAACUAAACAUUCAAGACAAAUGCUUUUGUCCACUACUCACUUAUUUGUUGUUGUGUGUUUUGCUUCAAAGACAUCACUUUGAAUCUGAGUCACUGAUUUCCGUGUGUACAGGAAUGGAGGACACAGCUAAUUUGAAAACUCAG
Molecule: messenger RNA, 3195 nt
Organism: Peromyscus eremicus (cactus mouse)
Lineage: Eukaryota; Metazoa; Chordata; Mammalia; Rodentia; Cricetidae
Product: putative ankyrin repeat domain-containing protein 19
Exons: 6
Coding region: 130-663 (177 amino acids)
Molecular function (GO): protein binding
Source: RefSeq, a predicted model, not a curated record